Messenger RNA from Phascolarctos cinereus (koala), 5615 nucleotides. It is a transcript of the gene PIK3R3, whose product is annotated as phosphoinositide-3-kinase regulatory subunit 3. Lineage: Eukaryota; Metazoa; Chordata; Mammalia; Diprotodontia; Phascolarctidae. Gene Ontology annotation, biological process: insulin receptor signaling pathway; phosphatidylinositol phosphate biosynthetic process. The record is from RefSeq and is a predicted model, not a curated record. Gene Ontology annotation, cellular component: phosphatidylinositol 3-kinase complex. Gene Ontology annotation, molecular function: 1-phosphatidylinositol-3-kinase regulator activity.
CUCCCUCCGCGCCGUUAAAAUGAAACUCUAGUGGCCGGAGCCGGAGCCGGAGCUGGGACUGCAGCCGGGCCGGGGCCGAGAGCGGGCGGCGAGCCCGGGGUGGCGUACGUGUGGGGAGCGGAGGAGCGCGGCCAGCCCCCGCGGGACAGCAAUGUAUACGCCGCCGUGGGGCAUGGAGCGCGAGGACGGCGGGGAAGGCGAAGGCGAAGGCGGCGAGGGCGGCGAAGGCGAAGACUGGAGGGACGUGACCAUGCCCUACUCCACUGAGCUCAUCUUCUACAUCGAGAUGGACCCCCCAGCUCUUCCGCCAAAGCCGCCCAAAUCCUCGACUCAAGCCGGUGCCAAUGGGAUGAAGGACAGUUCGGGCUUUUCCCUUCCUGACGCAGAGUGGUACUGGGGAGACAUCUCAAGGGAAGAGGUCAAUGACAAACUACGGGACAUGCCUGAUGGAACCUUCCUGGUGCGAGACGCCUCCACCAAGGUGCAGGGGGACUACACACUGACUCUGCGGAAGGGAGGUAACAACAAAUUGAUUAAGAUUUACCAUCGGGAUGGCAAAUACGGCUUCUCCGACCCGCUGACGUUCGGCUCCGUGGCGGAGCUGAUCAAUCACUACCGUCACGAGUCUCUGGCCCAGUACAACCCCAAGCUCGAUGUGAAGCUGAUGUACCCCAUCUCCAGGUACCAGCAGGAUCAGCUGGUGAAAGAAGACAACAUCGAUGCUGUGGGCACCAAGUUACAGGAAUACCACUCCCAGUACCAAGAGAAGAGCAAAGAGUAUGACCGGCUGUAUGAGGAGUACACCAGGACCUCGCAGGAAAUUCAGAUGAAGAGGACGGCGAUCGAAGCUUUUAAUGAAACAAUUAAGAUCUUUGAGGAGCAGUGCCAGACCCAGGAGCGCCAGAGCAAAGACUACAUGGAGCGGUUUCGGAGGGAGGGGAAUGAAAAGGAGAUUGAGCGGAUAAUGAUGAAUUAUGAGAAAUUGAAAUCGCGUCUGGGCGAAAUCCACGAUAGCAAAAUGCGCUUGGAGCAGGAUUUGAAGAAGCAAGCUUUGGAUAACCGGGAAACCGACAAAAAGAUGAACAGCAUUAAGCCCGACCUGAUUCAGCUGCGCAAGAUCCGCGACCAGUACCUGGUAUGGCUUAGUCACAAAGGGGUGCGACAGAAACGACUCAAUGACUGGCUGGGAAUCAAAAACGACCACAUUGAUGAGGCCUAUUUUAUGAAUGAGGAAGAUGAAAAUCUGCCACAUUAUGAUGAGAAAACCUGGUUUGUUGGGGAUCUCAAUCGACUCCAAGCAGAAGACCUGCUCCACGGGAAGCCGGACGGAGCCUUUUUAAUUCGUGAGAGUAGCAAGAAAGGAUGCUACGCCUGCUCCGUGGUGGCGGACGGGGAUGUCAAGCACUGUGUGAUCUACAGCACAGCCCGCGGCUAUGGCUUUGCCGAGCCCUACAACCUGUAUGGCAGCCUCAAGGAGCUGGUCCUGCACUACCAGCACACAUCCCUGGUCCAGCACAACGACUCGCUCAACGUCCGGCUGGCCCACCCAGUCUAUGCACAGCUGCCCUCCCACUGCAGAUAGACGCGGGCCAGGAGCACGGCCGGGCCGCAGCCCAGGAAGCCAGGGGCUUUUCUACGGUUUUUAUCAGCAGGACAACUACGACAGCGGGCGACGAUGAGGAGGGCAACAAGGGCAUUCUUUCUACUUAGACUGCUUGUUUUGCACAAGAAGUGAUUCUGUGAAUGUGAAGCAGAGGGGCCUGGGGCCGGCCGGCCGGGGGUCAGGGCCACCUCCUGCCAGGACGCGGACACCCACCUGCCUGUGUGCUCCAAGCUCCGGGUGGGCAGGCUGGCUGGCUGUCCUUCUUGCUGACAUCAACGAGCGCUUUCCCUAAGGGGAAUAAACUGAGCUCGAACUGGAGGCAGGUAGACCCCAGCGGAUGGAGAACUAGGGUUUUGUGGGUGUGUGCACGUGUCCGUGUCUCCUGGGCUUUUUACUUUCAGCAGGGCACCUUCGUAGAGCCGUGUUCAGUUUGGGGUGGGCUGGGGGCUGACCAGCACAAAGCCUCUGCCCAGAUGGGAGGGAGGGUUCCGUCUUCUCCUUCCACCUCAGAGCCUGGGGGGAGGCAGAGUUGAUACUGCCGCUGAGGGUGGAGGCUCUUGACCAGACACAUUGUCAGACAAACCACUGCUGCUGCUGCUGCUGCCAGCAGAAGGAAUCGGGAGAGUGAGUUGACCAAAGGAAAAUGGGGAACCUUUCGUUCCUUUUUCAAAUGUCAGAAACCUUACGAAGGAGUCCUCUAAGCACAGUGGCUUUCUUUUGUACCGAGGGCAAAGCAAGCCCCAGCAACAGCAGCAGCACACACAGGCACUCCCUCCAAGAAACUUCCUCACUAGGGCAGAACGGAGCCCAAUCCCAAGGCCCUAAGGACCCCAGCCUGGGCAAGUGUUCCUUUCCACACCAAAACUUGAAAGAAAAAAAAGGAAAUGGGAAAGUAGAUGUGGGUAUUUGAGAUCCCUGGUGUUUGGCACCAAGCUUCUGGACCUGCUGAGGGACCAGAGAGCUUUGGGCUUCCCCAGGGACCCCCAAGCUCCUCCUGGGGCCUUGGCAUGUAAAGAAUUGCCCAUCUGAAAUCCCUGUAAUUCAUAUGUAUGAAGACAGUGCAAUGUUGUGCUUCCUGGGGGCUGGAAUAAACCAGAUACCUGCAGAACCACCCGCCUGGGCUGACCUCAUGGCAUCUCCUCAGAACCUCCAUUAUGGCGCCUUGGUGGAAGCGGCGGCUCUCAGUGAAAACCCAGCCCUUCCAAGCAGAGAUCCCAGGCCUCGGAACAGACACCCAAGGACCAGCCUGCUUGGCAGUCCCUCUUCUUGGAAGACAUGGCCACUGGGAAAGCAGAGGGUCUGUCUGGUUUGCUUAUCACCUCCUUUCCCUCUUUAUCAUUUCAUGGGCCCAGCCAAGUGCUGGAGGGAGCCUCUAGUUGUCUUUGGUUUGGUCCUUAGCCCAAAGACCGUCUGGGACAUUAGGGAAUCUUUGGUGACAGAGCCCUGCUGGGAGGCCCGAUGUGCUCACCCCCUUCCUGGGCUCCACACAGCCUCUGCUUGCCCCUGCCCACCUCCCUUCCUCUGAUCCCCUCGCCAUACUCAGUUUACUUUGUUGUGGGAUCCUCUGGCCCCCAGCUCUUGUCCCUCAUCCCCUGGUACAGCCAGGCAGGGCAGAGCCUCCCCCAGGGAGGGCCUUCACCAGGCCAUGGCAGCAGAACACACUCAGCAGGCCCUGCAGUGUCCACAUCUGAGGAGUUUAGAGGGAGGCCUUAGCCCUGGCUUCUUGGCUGGCAAUGCCCAUCUGUGUUUCACAACCUUCAUCCUUUCAAGGAAACAUUUGGUGAGCUGAAAAGCAUUCAGGACCACGAUUUUUAAUCUUAUUUCUAAUUUCUGUGGUUGGGACCUGAUGCAAAAAAAAAAAACCCCAAAAACAAACAAACAAACUUGGUUUCUCACAGCCCUCUUUUACAUAAGAUUUCAGCCUAUAGGCUGGGGGCAAGGGAGGUCACUCCCAUGUCAUUCUUACCUAUUUUCCCAGGUCUGGCAAUGGAGGGGGACACAGACAACCACCUUCAGGACCAGCCCAGAGGCCCCAGACAGUAGCAGUUUGAUGUGCUGGCCAAGUAAGGGACCUUUCGCCAAACCUAGCUCACGGCUCCUAGGGUGUGGACGCUGCAGGAGGCACUGAUCUGGGAGGGUGGAUGGGUGCCACAGAAGAACACUUGUUUUGGGGGAGCAGGAAGGAGUCUUCAAUCUUAUGGGCGCUUUAUCUGUGCUUUUUUCAUGACUGUACCUAACUCAGCCAGAUCUGUGGCCCAUGUUAUGGACAAGGAAGCCUUUAAAAGGUACAGAUGGCAGUGUGCGGUGUCGGUAGGGCUGAGAGGAGGAAGGGCCAGGAGUGUAGGGAGCGCAGCUUGGAAGUGUUCUAGGCUAUGUCAUUAGAGCCCUCUCUGGGGAGAUUCACUGGAGACAGAUCCUCCUCCCAGCUGCCCACUGAGCUUCCAGGCCCAGUCUCCACAUGCGUCCUCAAUCAGCAAGCCCGUGAAGGGGCCACCAGAAGGCUCCUUGACGAAGGGCCCUCACCUGCCUGCCUGCCUGGCAUCCUGCAUCUGUGCCUUCAGGGAGCAAGUGUGAGAUGGGGAAAGUGGCCCAGAUAAGCACUAAGCCUGUGCCCUCUUAGAAAGAAGAGCUGUGGGCCUGUUCUUGGCUCUGACUCCACUCGGCUAACGGGUCUCCUUGUGCACUGGCUCCUGGCAAACAUCUGGAAGAGUUCCCCGGCAGCAGGGGCGGAGGGAGACUGGAGGCACGGCUCUCCUAGCAAGAGCUGGCUGCUGCCCGUCGUCUUGGGCCGCUGAGCAGGGAGAGAAGAACAGGGAAGUCACGCCAGCAGUAGCAAGGGCCGCGUCGGCGGUGAAGUCCAUCUUUGGGAUGAGCAAGGCCAGCAUCUGUUGGGGAGGCUCAGCCUGGCUUUGCUUGACUGCAGACAAUGCAUCGGCCUCCAAACAGUUUGCCUCUGGGAUGAAAGGUGCAGGUCAGCGGGCACUGGCCAGAAAGGAAGCCACCUUGACCUUGCUGCUGUUCUCCACCGGGAGCUCGGCUCCUUGCUGCUAACCCCGUGGGGCCAAGGUGUGUUGGGCCAGUGCUCGGAGCUGUCUGGUGAGGGAGAGUCUGAGAGAGGUCCUUGGGACGUCAGUGGGAAGGCCAAGCUGCAGGAAGAGGAGUGACCUUGUGGGUGCCUGACUCAAGCUCUCUGGGCUGUCGAGGAUGGCUUGGAUGAGGCUGAAGCGAUCUCCAGCUUCUCCUGGCGACCGCGGCAGGACCCACCGACAGAAGCAACGCCCCAGAGGGGGCCAGGGGAGCUGAUAUGCCCAGAUCAGUGCCGGCCAAGCAAGGGCAGCUUUGACUGGGCCCCAGGGGCCCUGGUGAUGAGCCCAGUCAGGGUCAAGGCAGCUGUAGAUCCUGUCCCCCUCCCCCCUUUGGCCUAUGGUGGUUAGCCCAGGACUAGCCCGCUGCGAGGCUCAGUCUUUCUACCACAGCACUGGCUCCUUUCCCCACCAGAAGAGCCCACCCCAGCCUGUCUCCACGGGUAGGUUGUGCACAGAUGGAACUGGGCUGUCCUGCCCCAGCCCUCCUGGCCCCCAGGAGGGAGAGGAAGAGGCAGGAGGGGAGAGGGCUUCCUUCCCUCCCACCCUCCCCCCUCCCUCCCGCCCUCCCUCCCUCGCCCCCCACUAGAACCGUCGUUUGCCUGGGUGAAUUCCAGCAUGUGACUCCAGCGCCCUGUCUCCCUGUUGUUACUUGUGUAAAACCUCUUCUGUCUUCUUUGAUGUAGUCAAGAGAAAUUCAUGUAGUUAAUGUGAAAAAGGAAAAUGCCCAACUGCUUCACAAGAAACCAGUCAGUCAUAUGUUAGUGUGCGUGGACAACUCCUGCUGUGCGUGCGUAGCUGCUAGACCGGUCGUUACAGUUGUAUUUGUCCCCACGUGUGCGUGUCGCGACAGCCAGGGGAGGUGCCCUUCAGCCUUUGGGCCAAUUUGCUCCAGGUUAAAAUGCAAUAAACAGUUGCAAUAAAGCACA